GCGGAGCGGCGCUGCGGGCGGGCCGCCAGGGGGCGCUGUGGCGCGGCGGCGGUGGCAGUGCGGGCGGCCAUGGCCCGCUGGGGCCCCGCUCAGGAGCCCGAGUGGGCGCCCGAGGCCUGGCAGCCGCUCCCGCCGCAGCCCCACGGCCACGGUCCCCUCCCCGGCCCCGAGGGGGACAAGCCGCCGGCGGUGCCCGAGAUCUCGCUGUGGACGGUGGUGGCGGCGGUGCAGGCGGUGGAGAGGAAGGUGGAGUCGCAGGCCCUGAGGCUGCUGAGCCUGGAGGGGAGAGCGGAGACGGCCGAGAAGAAGGUGUCGGGGCUGGAGAAGGCGGUGCUGGACUUCGGCAGCCGGCUGGAGCGCAAAUGGGCCGCCCUGGCCGCCCUGGUGCAGGAGAACACGCGGCGGCUGGAGCACGUCGAGCGGCAGCUCCAGCACGGCAGCUGCUGGGCCCCCAGGCCCGGCCCGGGCCCUGGCGGGGAUGAGCCCAAGGUGCCAGCGCUGUGCGAGGAUGCCGGGGCCAGUUUGCCGGAGCAGGGGAGCUCAGACAGCCGGCAGAAGGAGCUCUACAGGAUCGCCAUGAAGGGGAAUUACGAGGCUGUGGCAUCUCUUGGGCCCGGGGACACCAGCUCCAAACCUGUUCUGCUGCCGCUGGCUGAGGACAGGGAGGAUUUGGGUACGAGGACCCACGGGCUGCUGGAGAAGGGAGCGAUGCCGGGGCACCUCAGUGGCGGUGAGAAGAUAGUGAUCAAGACAGAAGAGCAGCAGCCCCAGGAGGAAGCAUCUGAAAUCCUGGCUCUGCCACGGGCACCCUCGGUGAGACUGGAAGAGGCGGUUCCCCUGAGCCGGGAGCAGCCGGUGCCCUGGGAGAGCCACGCUGGCUUGGAUGGACAGAAGGCAACAGGAGAGGGCUUAGGGGAGUUCUGCAAACACGGGGCUGCCCAGCCUGAAGUCAAGCCCAUGGUGGUGCCGGUGGAAGCUCACCCUGCCCCGGGCUUGCCCUUUCCAACAGAGCACGUGCUCGGCAUGGGGACUGGCCAGCCGUUUGCCCUGACUCAGGGAAUGCCGCUGGGAGAAGAGACCACCACAGAGGUGGCCUCAUCGCAGCCCAGCUUAGAGGGUCCCUGCGCCAUGGGGGAAGAGCCCCGCGUGCUCCCACUGGGAUGGAAGAGCGUCCGGCUGAAGCGCAACCUCCUGGCGCGGCAGCAGAGCCAGGCGAGGAAGAGCAACGGCUCCUUCAUCUGCACAGCCUGUGGGAAAAGCCUGGCCCACCACGCCGCGCUGCUGCGGCACCAGCGCCUGCACACGGGCGAGCGUCCCUUCCAGUGCCCUGCCUGCGGGAAGAGCUUCAACGAGAAGUCCAACCUCAACAAGCACUACCGCAUCCACACCGGGGAGCGUCCCUAUCGCUGCCCCGCCUGCGGCAAGGGUUUCAUCCAGAAGCACCACCUCCAGAAGCACCAGCGCAUCCACGGGGUGCAGCUGCGGGGUGGGUGGGCAGGCCGGCCCGCGCGGGCCAGCGCUGCCGGGGAGCGGCUCUACCGCUGCAUCGAGUGCGCGGAGACCUUCCCCCAGAAAGCGUCGCUGGAGGAGCACCAGCGCCGGCACACCCAGCAGCGGCCCUUCCAGUGCAAUGGCUGCAGCAAGAGUUUCCGGCACCGGCAGUCUCUGAACCACCACCAGAAAGUCCACGCCGUUGCCAGCUCUCCUGCCACCAGCUUAUCGAACCACGACCGGGAGCUGAAGACCAGCCCCUGCAAGGCUUUGACCCAGGAUAAUCCGUAGCACGAGGGCUGGAGAAGGGAAGGUGCGGCGUUUCUCCAGGCUGCUCCGCAGAGGUGCACCAGCCUGCGACGAUGGGGCACGCCAGGAAGCUGGUGUUGCACUGCCGCAGGGCUCGUUGCACCACCGAGAGGCUCUCCAUGAUGCCGUGGGGCUCUCUGCACUGCCAUGGGGCUCUGCACCACCUGGGUCUCGAGGAGGAGGAGGAUGGAGGCAGGCUGAUGUGCUGCACAGGCAUGGAAAUGCGCAGGGGGUAAAGGAACUGGCCCAAGAGGCAGCAGAGGAAGUUCAGUGCCUGGGGCCGAGCCGGGUUGUGCCGCUGCCCCGUGGAGGGGGGAUUCGGCUGAGGAGCAGCUGUAUUGGGUACGGCGGAGUGGGGGGUGGAGUGGUUGAACUCAGGGUUAUUUAAGCACUACCAGCGUGGAGGUGGCGUGGGGGCAUUUGGUGGCCCGGGUAGAGGCCGUUGUGGCUGGGCAGCAGUUGGGGUCAUCGGACAAGCCGGGAAGAGACUCAGAUAAAAGACUGGGCUGA
Messenger RNA from Grus americana (Whooping crane), 2310 nucleotides. Its product is annotated as zinc finger protein 777-like. Gene Ontology annotation, biological process: negative regulation of transcription by RNA polymerase II. NCBI's taxonomy places the organism in Eukaryota, Metazoa, Chordata, Aves, Gruiformes, Gruidae. Gene Ontology annotation, molecular function: DNA-binding transcription repressor activity, RNA polymerase II-specific. The transcript has 5 exons. The record is from RefSeq and is a predicted model, not a curated record. Bases 70 to 1782 code for a protein of 570 amino acids.